AGAAGAGGGCAUUUAAUUUUCCUGGAGCUGGAAUCAUGAAUGGUUAUAAGCUAGCAUGUGGUGCUAGGAACAACUCAAAUCCUCUGCAAGAGAAGCAAGUGCUCUUUACUGGUGAGCCAUCUUUCCAGCCCUGGUUAUGCUUUUUUCGUAUUGGGGUGUAACCAAGGCAGUACAAAGUCCAUUCUUUUACAUUAAGUCUCUCUCUCUUUGUGUGUGUGUUUAAGGUUUUCAAAAGUUUUGUAGUAUUGCCGUUUAGUUCCAGAACUUUUUUAUCAGCUUCACCAGAAAUCUUGUACCCAAUAUAGUUAACCCUCCUCCAACGGUCCCCCUCCCCAACUUCUGAUCCGUGGUUCAGUGUGCAUCUUCCUGUUUCGUAUAUUUUAAGUAAAUAGAAUCAUGUAACAGGUGUCCUUCUGUGUCUAGUCUCUGAAAGGGUAAUGUUUUCAGGGUUUGUCCAUGUCUAUGCAACAAUACGUUCAUUCCUUUUUAUUUAUUUUUCCCUGUUUUUCUGGGGAUGCUAGGUAAGAAUUCUACCACUGACCUACACAUAACUCACUCCUUUUUAUGGAUAUGCAGUUGUAUUGUUUUGUAUUUUGGGCUGUUUGGAAUAAUUCUAAACAUCCUCUGACUUUCUGUGUGGAUAUUGUUUUUAGGAUGUGGUCUUGUGUUUUGAGAACUGACUGAGCAGAUCUUUCUGAAGUGGCUCCAGCAUAUUGAAUCCCACAGAUUAGGAAGGCCUGCUUCUCUAAUGCCUGGCAAACACCUGUUCUGCUUAUAUGCAUCUUAGUGGUAUCUCGUUUUGAUUUUUAUGGGUAACUCUUUUUAUAGUUGCUGUUGCAUGGAAGGAUGCUCUUUUCCUGAUAGAAGAUGAUAAUCUUGGAGGAUGACCAUGGAGAAGGGGAUGAGUUCUGGAGAAGGACUGCCUUCCCGAGCACCUCAGGCAUCCGCCGCUCAAGUCCCAGUCAAGGAACCGGAAACAAGGCAGCCUUGUGAGGAGAAACGAGGGGGCUUUGUGCUGGUGCAUGCAGGUGCAGGUUAUCAUUCAGAAUCCAAAGCCAAGGAAUAUAAACAUGUAUGCAAACGAGCUUGUCAGAAGGCAAUUGAGAAGCUGCAGGCUGGUGCUCUUGCGACAGAUGCAGUGACUGCAGCUCUGGUGGAGCUUGAGGUGUAUACACACCGUUACACUUCAUGGAGUUGCAUCCAGCCAAGUCUCUGUGUUCUUCUUGUGAAGAGGCAGAAAAUCACCUCUCCCAAGAAUUUCCAUCUUCUGGCCAAGGGAACUGUGUCCUGAAGAGCUGUACACAGACGGGAGGCACCUUGUUUGCUUGCUCUGCUGCUAGAGCUUUGAUUUAAUUAGAAGAGAGGCUGUGGGUGGCCCUGUGCAGACAAAGAAGCAUCAGACAGAGCCCACUUAGUCUGGGACGGUCAAAGAUUCUCCGUUUACAAAUGCAGGAAUGGGAUCUAAUCUGAAUCUCCUAGGAGAAAUCGAGUGCGACGCAAGCAUAAUGGAUGGGAAAUCCUUGAAUUUUGGAGCAGUUGGAGCACUGAGUGGCAUCAAGAAUCCAGUCUCAGUUGCAAACAGACUCUUGUGUGAAGGGCAGAAGGGCAAGCUCUCUGCAGGCAGGAUUCCUCCCUGCUUUUUAGUUGGAGAAGGAGCCUACAGAUGGGCAGUGGAUCAUGGGAUACCCUCUUGCCCUCCUAGCAUCAUGACCACAAGAUUCAGCUUAGCUGCAUUUAAAAGGAACAAGAGAAAAUUAGAACUGGCAGAAAGGGUGGAAACAGACUUCAUCCAGCUAAAGAAAAGAAGACAAUCAAGUGCAAAGGAAAAUGACUCGGGCACCUUGGACACAGUGGGUGCUGUGGUGGUCGAUCAUGAAGGGAAUGUUGCUGCUGCUGUCUCCAGUGGAGGCUUGGCCUUGAAACAUCCAGGGAGAGUUGGGCAGGCUGCUCUUUAUGGAUGUGGCUGCUGGGCUGAAAAUACUGGAGCUCAUAACCCCUACUCCACAGCUGUGAGUACCUCAGGAUGUGGAGAGCAUCUUGUGCGCACCAUACUGGCUAGAGAAUGUUCACACGCUUUACAAGCUGAGGAUGCUCACCAAGCUCUGUUGGAGACUAUGCAAAACAAGUUCAUCAGUUCACCUUUCCUUGCCAGCGAGGAUGGCGUGCUCGGUGGAGUGAUCGUUCUCCGGUCAUGCAGAUGUUCUUCAGAGUCUGACUCCUCCCCAAAUAAGCAGACGCUUCUAGUGGAAUUUCUGUGGAGCCACACUACAGAGAGUAUGUGCGUAGGAUAUAUGUCAGCCCAGGAUGGAAAAGCCAAGACUCACAUUUCAAGACUCCCUCCUGGCGCUGUGGCAGGACAGUCGGUUGCCAUCGAAGGUGGAGUGUGCCGCCUGGAGAGCCCAGUGAACUGACUCCGGGCUGAAUGUAAAGUGUCUGAGAGGCAUUUCAAAACCUGAGCUUUGGACUAUUUAAUUGAACUUGGGUGUUUUAUCUUCCUUGUUUUGUAAUUCCUAUUGCAACCUCGGGCACUGCUUGGGACACAAGUGCUGCUAUAUUAGUGCUGGUUGACACUCAAGUCUUUGAUGGGUGAACGGGAGCAUGUGUGGGUGUAUAUCUGUAUGCAGUUUGUGUGCUUGCUUCUCCCUGAUGGGACAGGAUCUCCUCAAGUGUAACCUAUGACUGGGAAUGAUCAAAUCUUUACAAAAUGUGUGCUUUAACUGUUUACAAGUAAAACCUAAAGUUGUAGAAAACUUUAAUUUCAUAAAAAGGUACCAACUGUGGUUGAUACAAUGUGUCUGAAAUGAAGAGUGAAUCUCCUUGUUUAAAUGACUUGACCUUCAUUGUGGUCCAUUUAAUAAGAGUAAUCAAUAAUAUGGUGUCAGUUUAAGUGGUUGGUGUGGUAACUUAAACUGUGUUCUCAUCCCUCAUACAGGGCAUUUUUUCCUUGAACAAAGAAUGGUUUCAGUGAAACAGUCUAGUGGAGAAUUAAGGUCAGAACCUUUUAAAGUAAUAGUCUUAUUGAUAAAGUUUGUGCUUCUUUCCUGAGCUAUUUGAAGCUUAAGUAUUGCAUAGCUUUGCGCCGUGUGUACUGUAUUAUGAAAGGAUAUGUAAAGAGAAUGUUCAGCAAUGCACAGUCUUAAUUUGUGUAUAAUGGAAUGUUAUUUACAAUGUAACACUGUAAAUAAGAAAGCAAAGUUUAUGGGGAAAAUUCAAUAUCUUUGUUUCUUGUUUAAAUAUAUUUUUAAGAUAAAGGUACAAAAAUAAAAGCAUAUUACUGGGGA
Molecule: messenger RNA, 3281 nt
Organism: Microtus ochrogaster (prairie vole)
Lineage: Eukaryota; Metazoa; Chordata; Mammalia; Rodentia; Cricetidae
Gene: Tasp1
Product: taspase 1
Exons: 15
Coding region: 1455-2411 (318 amino acids)
Biological process (GO): protein maturation
Cellular component (GO): cytoplasm
Molecular function (GO): threonine-type endopeptidase activity
Source: RefSeq, a predicted model, not a curated record